AUGCAGAGGAAACCUGAUGCUAUCUGUGCAGAUCAAAAUAACCAAUUUUUAACAACCGUCAUCCCUCACAAAUAUCUACUCCUUAAACCACCCAAUUCCAAUGAAACCAUAUUCCCACCCACCAUCAUACAAAAUGCCGCUUCUAACUCCAAUUCCCACAUUUCCCCUCCUUCACAAACCCAAUUUCAACGCAGGUUACUUGAGACCCUUAUCCAAUCACAUCUAUGCUUCGCAUUUCCAUCCAAUCACGAACCAUUCAACGAGGAGACCCGGUGGCUGAGGGAGGAGCAGCGGUGGUUGAGGGAGGAGUCGCGGUGGAAUGCCGAGCGCCAAUCAUUGCUGCAAGAGAUAAACAGCCUUAAGCUCAGAAUUCAAGACCUCGAGAGCCUUAAUUCUCUCAAGGGCGCCUCUGUUUCUGACACCGUCGGAAAUAUUGCCAAAUUGCUGCAGGCACUCAAGGUGGGAGAUUUAAAGAAGAAUGUGAACAAAAUUGCUGAGAGUGGAACUAGUGCUCUUCCGUUAGUGGUUGAGACAGCUACAGAGGAGGAGGAAAUUGUCGUAAAGGAAGUGAUCAGUACUCCAGAAAAGAAGGAACAUGUGUUAAAAUGUGCAACAUUGAGAGUAGGAUCAGGAGGAGAUGAAGUCGGGGCAAUGCAGGGAGCCUUGCAGAAACUUGGGUUCUACUCAGGUGAAGAGGACAUGGAAUUUUCUAACUUCUCAAGUGGCACUGAACGUGCUGUUAAAACAUGGCAAUCAACAUUAGGAGUGCGUGAAGAUGGCAUUAUGACAGCUGAUCUUCUGCACAGGUUAUUUGGAGCUUCUGAAUCGGGAAUCACCAAAAAGGAAGAACCUAAAUCAACUGACCAAGUGAAGGGAGCCAAUGGAGGCCCGGUUGUAACAGGCGAAGGUGUAACAGAAGUUGGGGCAUCUCGAGCUAGAGUCUUUCUUCUUGGAGAGAAUAGGUGGGAAGACUCUUCAAGGCUCUCUGGUGGUAGCAAAAGAAUAGUCAAAAGUGCAAAUGAAAAUUCAGCUACCAAGUGCCUUACCUGUCGUGGAGAAGGCCGCUUAUUGUGCAUGGAAUGUGAUGGAACUGGGGAGCCAAAUAUUGAGCCACAGUUUAUGGAAUGGGUUGAUGAAGGAGAUGCGAAGUGUCCUUACUGUGAAGGGCUUGGAUAUACAAACUGCGAUCUCUGUGAGGGCCAAGGGAAGACCUCCUCUAGCUUUUGAUGCCUAUAUAUAUAUAUACACAUAUAUAUGCAUGUUCUUAUGGUACAUAUAUCAUUUUCACUUUCUUAUAUCUGCAGAAGCUAUUUUGCAAUGUUAUCCUUAUUAAAUGUUUAGUCAUACACCACCCUGUUGACACUUUCCAUUUGAAACAUGAUGUUGAUAUAUGACUAGUUUUAUAGGGAGACGUGGUUGUUCUUAUCUAAAUGAAAGAUAAACUUCAAUUCAAACACACCCAAAAA
Molecule: messenger RNA, 1466 nt
Organism: Salvia splendens (bonfire salvia)
Lineage: Eukaryota; Viridiplantae; Streptophyta; Magnoliopsida; Lamiales; Lamiaceae
Product: protein disulfide isomerase pTAC5, chloroplastic-like
Exons: 8
Coding region: 1-1227 (408 amino acids)
Biological process (GO): chloroplast organization
Cellular component (GO): chloroplast
Molecular function (GO): protein disulfide isomerase activity
Source: RefSeq, a predicted model, not a curated record